GCUGGGCGGGAAGAACGGCGGAGGCCGGAAGCGGCCGAUGAGGGAGGGUGAGAUGUAGAAGGAGCCGCCGUUUCCAUGGUAGUUUGGCCCGGUGAGCCGUGACGGCCUGGUAGUGAACCUUCCCCGGCGCCGGGAUGACGGGCCUGAGCUCACUAUGACCGGAGAAAAGAAAAAAAAGAAGAGGCUGAACCGCAGCAUCCUCCUAGCCAAAAAAAUCGUAAUUAAAGAUGGAGGGACGAGGCAAGGGGUUGGAGAACCCAGUGUCUACCAUGCGGUGGUGGUCAUAUUCCUGGAGUUUUUCGCCUGGGGUCUGCUGACAACACCUAUGCUAACGGUGUUGCACCAGACCUUUCCCCAGCACACCUUCCUAAUGAAUGGUUUGAUCCAUGGAGUUAAGGGUCUCCUUUCCUUUCUGAGUGCUCCUCUUAUUGGUGCACUAUCAGAUGUAUGGGGAAGAAAGUCCUUCCUUCUACUCACUGUGUUUUUCACCUGUGCCCCAAUCCCCCUGCUCAAGAUCAGCCCAUGGUGGUACUUUGCUGUUAUCUCCAUGUCGGGUGUCUUUGCUGUCACCUUCUCUGUGAUCUUUGCUUAUGUGGCUGACAUUACCCAAGAGCAUGAGCGAAGCACAGCAUAUGGCUUGGUCUCAGCCACCUUUGCCGCCAGCUUAGUAACAAGUCCAGCUAUUGGUGCAUACCUGGCUCGUGCUUACAGUGACACUUUGGUGGUUGUAUUGGCUUCUGGAGUGGCCCUGUUGGACAUAGGCUUCAUCCUGCUUGCUGUCCCUGAAUCACUUCCUGAAGAGAUGCGACCAGUGUCCUGGGGUGCUCCUAUAUCAUGGGAGCAAGCUGAUCCCUUUGCGUCAUUGCGAAAAGUGGGCCAAGACUCUACUGUGCUGCUUAUCUGUAUCACUGUAUUUUUGUCUUACCUUCCUGAGGCCGGACAGUACUCAAGCUUCUUUCUCUACCUGCGACAGGUCAUUGGAUUCACUUCAGAAACAGUAGCUGCCUUUAUUGGUGUGGUUGGAAUAUUGUCAAUCUUGGCUCAGACUGUGGUUUUAGGGGUUCUUAUGAGAUCCAUUGGGAAUAAAAACACAAUCUUGCUAGGACUUGGCUUCCAGAUUUUACAACUGGCCUGGUAUGGCUUUGGCUCUCAGCAGUGGAUGAUGUGGGCAGCAGGAGCCGUAGCUGCAAUGUCAAGCAUUACCUUCCCAGCAAUCAGUGCCAUAGUGUCUCGCAAUGCUGACCCCGACCAGCAGGGUGUAGUACAAGGGAUGGUGACCGGAAUCCGUGGCUUGUGCAACGGGCUGGGGCCUGCUCUCUAUGGCUUUGUGUUUUACUUGUUUCAUGUGGAGCUGAAUGAAAUGGCGGAUGUGGAACCUGCAGACAAAACUCAUAAAGCCAACAUGGCUAAUCCUUCAGAUGAGAGAAGCAUCAUCCCAGGCCCGCCCUUCUUGUUCGGUGCUUGUUCCGUGCUGCUUUCUCUGCUUGUAGCACUCUUCAUUCCGGAGCAUACAGGUCUUUCACUGCGCUCUGGAGCUCACAAGAAGCACAGCAAUGGUGCACAGAGCCAUGCCCUUUUACCCCCUGCACACCUCCCUGAGGGUAAAGAGCCACUGUUGGAUGACAGCAGUGUAUAACCCAAGGACUCUGUGAUGGGAACCAGACAAUGCGAGUAGGCCAAAGCUAUAGAUUGUGCUAUUAAUAACAGUGGGGUGGAGAGGGGGAAAGGAAACAAGGACCAAACGAAAGAUAAGCAUUUUGUGUCACUUGCCAUUACUGAUUGGUGAAGUACAAGGUGAGGGGGUUUUAUACUGUAGUUUAAAAAUAUAAGUGUGGAAAGUGCCAUUGACAUGGAAAGUAGAAUCACAGAAGGUUAGUUACUUGCCAUUAUAGGCAAACCAUGAGUGUAUAGUUCAACUCCUGACCCUGGAGAAGACUGGGGUGUAAGGAGACAAACUGUUGUAAUGGGACACAAGCAGGGAUCACACUUGCCAAAGGUAUGGAUUGUAAUUAGAAAUUGGCCCUGAACUUCCCUAUUCAUGCUGUGGGAGUAGAAUUAUAUUAAUAAUUAUUUCAUAUCACAGGGAAACAAGCAAUGUUUUUUUGUUUUUUUAAAUUUUUAUAGACAUAAUGUAUACCUUUCACCUAUGUUUACCGAGUACCUGACACUUUUUGGCCACCAUUUUUGUUUUCCCUUCUCUCUUCCACUUCUCCCACUACACUAGAGCGUGGGCCCUCUGAGGGCUGAGUUGGAUGAAGAGCUGUCUCAUUGGUCUGACUGACCAGCUUCUCUGUACAGAAUGAAAAAAAAAAAAAAGUUUUUCCCAAAACCUCUGUUUCACUGAUUAAUUACAAAUUGAUGAAAAACAGAACAUGCAGGGGGAGGGGGAUAUUGUUUAUCUUUCACAAAGGGCAGGAGAGGACCAGCUGUUGCAGAAACUGUGCUAGUUUCUGUGCUAGCAAAACAGAAGGGACAUGGGUGUCCAUUUUGGGAGCCUGCUUCCAGCAACAUUGACACAUUCAUGGUAAACCUGGUAUAAAUGCUUAUAGUAAAACAAGGCUUCCAAAGUUUUCCCACUAUUUGGCCUAGAUCCUGUUUUCUUCUUAUGCACUUUCUUUACUAAAGUUCCAAAUGUAGUGAAUACAAAUUUGCAUAAUAAAAUACUUUCUAAAAUAGCAAA
Messenger RNA from Pelobates fuscus (common spadefoot toad), 2680 nucleotides. RefSeq names its product hippocampus abundant transcript 1 protein-like. Lineage: Eukaryota; Metazoa; Chordata; Amphibia; Anura; Pelobatidae. Gene Ontology annotation, molecular function: transmembrane transporter activity. Gene Ontology annotation, cellular component: membrane. The record is from RefSeq and is a predicted model, not a curated record. The coding region runs from base 155 to 1636 and encodes 493 amino acids. Gene Ontology annotation, biological process: transmembrane transport. The transcript is spliced from 12 exons.